This is a messenger RNA of Cokeromyces recurvatus, 993 nucleotides long. RefSeq lists its product as uncharacterized. NCBI's taxonomy places the organism in Eukaryota, Fungi, Mucoromycota, Mucoromycetes, Mucorales, Mucoraceae. Bases 21 to 890 code for a protein of 289 amino acids. The record is from RefSeq and is a predicted model, not a curated record. The transcript has 11 exons.
UUUUUUUUUUAAUUAAUAUAAUGACAACGACUAAACUUACACCUUAUGAGCAACAACGUUUAAAAAACAUUGAGUUAAAUAAAGAACUAUUAGCGUCCUUAGACAUUCCAUCUAUAAAAAAUUCAGUUGUUACCACGUUUAUCACAGGAACAGAUGAAAAAACAACAGCAGCAAAUAAACCAAUGAAAAAGCUACGAAAGGCGUCUACAACAAAAAAGCCAUUACCUACACGAAAAUCAUCAAGACUUCGAGGAGAACAACCUCUAGCAAUUGAAAUAGAUAAGGAGAACAAUAUUGAGCUUUUAGUGGACAAAGUAAAGGAAGAUCCACGCUAUCAGGAAAUUAUUGAGGAAGGCAAGCUAUUGACAGCCGAAGAAUAUUUUAACCAGGACAUAAUAGACAAAGCUAUUAAGACAGAUGGCCAUUUUAAGGGUUGGGUAAAUCCUAUCAUUAUUGAAAAAUACGGACUUGAGGCAUCAGCAGCAGAAGCAUGGGAAAAGAAUGGGGGUGGUACUUGGUCUAUUGCAGAUCCCACUGGUAAUGGAAAAAAAAGAAAAAAAGGAUCAUCUAAUGCAAAGGCAGAUGCUUUGAAAAUGUUCAAAAAAAAUCCAAAUCAAUAUUUUUAUAGACAUAAUGAACCUGGUGAAGAGCAAUGGACGCAUGAAUGGUCAGAAGAAGAAAAAGGAUUAUUUUUAAGGAUUGCUCGAGAAUAUGGUUGUGGUGAUAAAUGGGGUUUGUUUGCCAGUUAUAUUCCACAUAGACUUGGAUAUCAGUGUAGUAGUUUUUAUCGUCAUGAAAUCAUCAAAAAUGGCCUAGUAAUUGAUCCAAAUUUUCAAUUUACUUCUUCUGGAGAACCUAUCUAUGUUGGAUCACAUAAUACACGUCGUUAAGUAAUAUGGUGUAAAUAUAUGUAUAUAUCUAUUAAAUAAAAAUGAAGGGUUUGCAUAUAGUCAAGGUUAUAUGCACAGAUACUUUUUAAACCCUGAGUGCACG